Kwoniella shivajii is the source of this 573-nucleotide messenger RNA. RefSeq lists its product as uncharacterized. Bases 1 to 573 code for a protein of 190 amino acids. The transcript is spliced from 5 exons. Lineage: Eukaryota; Fungi; Basidiomycota; Tremellomycetes; Tremellales; Cryptococcaceae. The record is from RefSeq and is a predicted model, not a curated record.
AUGGAAUAUCUCAUAUUCUCACCUAUACCCUCCGCACUUCCUCCUGCUCAUAUUAGUCCCGUAACAAAUGGCUUAGCGACGCAGGCAAUAACUCGUUUCGCAAAUGGAUUAAGUGGUAUGCAGGUAAAAUGGUUAUCCUUUGUCGACGAACAUUUUGAACAAGAUGGUAGAUUUCAGCUUUUGAUAGGUGGAGAUGUCCUGAAAUGUUAUGAUAUUCUCGCUUCAACCUUGCCACGAUUCUUCAUUAUCCUCUUUGAAUGCGAUAUGUCCACUCAGAAACUCAACCUUUUCGAUGUAUCCGAAUCGACCGACGGCUUCGCUGUACAAAGCGAUCAUGUAGAAUGGCAAUGUGGAGAUUCAACUUGGAAAGGUAUUUUAUCAGCGGAUUUAGCACCAAGUCUGAAAUUGGAUAAACUGGAAAUGAUAAUUGAGAUUGUCGGUGAGAAAGGAUUGCCGGACUCCGUGACAAGAGUGUUAGAGACGGCUCAGUAUAUGGAGUGCGUGGUCGAAGUCAUGGAUGUGGUAGAGAAUAAUCACAUGGAUCCACUCGAGAUGUUGAAACAGCUCAUGUAA